Molecule: messenger RNA, 639 nt
Organism: Mucor velutinosus
Lineage: Eukaryota; Fungi; Mucoromycota; Mucoromycetes; Mucorales; Mucoraceae
Exons: 3
Coding region: 1-639 (212 amino acids)
Cellular component (GO): cytoplasm; mitochondrion; membrane
Source: RefSeq, a predicted model, not a curated record
AUGAAUACUUUUAUACAAAAGUAUCAAUACAACAUUAUCAAUAAACCCAUCCGAACAUUUGCGAUGCAAUCAUCGUUCAUGAUGACCUUGGGCGAUAUCAUUUCUCAGCAAGUGAUCGAGAAGAAAGGGUUUGACAACCAUGAUAUAGGCCGUUCUGUUCGCAUUAUGAUCUAUGCAGGUGCCAUCAAUGGUCCCUUGGUAGGCAGCUGGUUUGGAUUCAUUAAUAAUGCUGUAAAAAUCAAGAACAAGUGGGCAGCAACAUUUGUAAGAGUCGGCAUAGAUCAAGCUGUAUUUUCGCCGGCUAUUCUCGCCAUAUUCAUGGGAGGUAUCUCGAUAUUAGAAGGUCGUACAGUGAACGAGAUCAAGAUGAAGUUUGAAAACAGCUACUUUAAGGGACUCAUGAACGCUUACUGCUACUGGCCAUUUGUGAACAUAUUUACAUUCUCAAUGAUACCCAUCCACUAUAGACCUAUCGUGAACUCGUGCUUUGGAAUUGCAUGGAACUCUUAUUUAUCUCACAUGAACCAAAAAUCAUUGCAAUCUCUGAAGCUCAUCAAUCCCGAUAACUCUCAGCACACCUCAUCCGCCACCAUGCCAACAGCAGCUUCCGCAUUAUCAUCCUCCUCCUCCUCGACAUAG